Molecule: messenger RNA, 6852 nt
Organism: Polypterus senegalus (gray bichir)
Lineage: Eukaryota; Metazoa; Chordata; Cladistia; Polypteriformes; Polypteridae
Gene: mlycd
Product: malonyl-CoA decarboxylase
Exons: 5
Coding region: 170-1681 (503 amino acids)
Biological process (GO): fatty acid biosynthetic process; malonyl-CoA catabolic process; acetyl-CoA biosynthetic process
Cellular component (GO): peroxisomal matrix; mitochondrial matrix
Molecular function (GO): malonyl-CoA decarboxylase activity
Source: RefSeq, a predicted model, not a curated record
AAUCACUUUUUAAACGUGUCUGCACUUUUUUUUAAGUUGUCUUUUGACAAAAUUGCAAACUUAAACGCAUAAGACAGUAUUUCCAGUCACGGCCACUUGGCUCCGGAAGGAUUAAGCAAUCACAACCGGGUCAUCCCGAGUAUUUCGUGUAGACGGCUGACACAGUACAAUGUUACUCCUUCAACAUGUCAGUCUGUUAUCUUGCCUUGCAGGACGAUACCAGCUCAGACGUUUAUUAGGGAAGUGGCACCGCAGCACGCUCGUCUUCCGGACAUCGGCCUGUGCUACCCACCUGCGUCACGGCUCUUUCGCUGCUUCGGCAAUGGAAGAAGUUUUAAGAAGGACGGUCGUGCCUUUACCUGCCUAUGAAAUCCAAGGCAAAUCCCCUCCUGUACCCGAGUCAAACAGUAUGGAGUUUAUCAACUUUUACAGAAGCCUGGAAACAUCGCAAAAGGUGGCGUUUCUAGAGAAGCUCUCCCAGGAGUUCGGAGUGGAUCACCAGACAGUGGCAGAGCUAGCAUUAAAGUUGGUGGACUCCCAGAAGAGAGACGCGGCGACCGUGCUGCAGGCGGAGGACAGGCUGAGGUACUACCUCACACCCCGCUACCUAGCGCUGUUUGGGCACAUCAGCAGGGUGGAAGGAGGAAUGAAGUUUUUGCUGGACAUGAGAGGGGAUGUCAUUGAGGCCUUGGCCGCUAAAGCCACAGACAGUCCGCACAUCCGGGGCCUGAAUGCCACUUUGAAAAUCAUGCUAUCAGAGUGGUUUUCUGUUGGAUUGCUGAAACUUGAGAGAAUCACAUGGAAAUCCCCUUGCGAGCUGCUUCAGAAAAUUAGUCAAUAUGAGGCUGUUCAUCCAGUAAGAAAUUGGACUGACAUUAAACAUAGAGUAGGGCCUUACAGAAGAUGUUAUGCCUUCACCAAUGGGGCAAUGCCAGGAGAACCUUUAGUGUUUUUGCAUGUAGCUCUCACAGAGGAGAUCUCAGACAAUAUUCAGACAAUUUUCGGAGGACGUACUUCUCAGGAGUUAACAGAGGAUGAAAAUAAAAUUAAAGCAGCUGUCUUCUACUCCAUUUCUUCCACCCAAGUUGGACUUCAAGGUGUAGAACUUGGGAAUUACCUCAUUAAGCGGGUUGUCCGUGAACUCCAGAGUGAAUUUCCUUCCUUGGAUCAAUUUUCAAGCUUGUCUCCUAUACCUGGCUUUACAGUGUGGCUGCUUGGUCUUUUGAAUCAACAAAGGAAUGAUGGAAGACGCAGUAAGAUACUGAUGGACACCGAGUGGCAAGAGAUUGAAAGACUUGUUGGGAGUCCUGCUCCUGAAAGACUUCGCAAACUGCUCAGCACGAACGAAUGGGUGCGCUCUGAACAGCUCAUGGAUAUCCUUAAACCGAUACUCAUGCGAUUGUGCAGCUGGUACCUCUAUGGGGAGAAACAUCGUAGCUAUGCUUUAAAUCAGGUAGCAAAUUUUCACCUGCAAAAUGGAGCUACUAUGUGGAGGUUAAACUGGAAAGCAGAUAUGAGUCCUCGUGGUAUAUCAUCUUCUUGUGGGAUGAUGGUGAAUUAUCGCUAUUUUCUUCAAGAUAUAGGUGCAAAUAGCACAAAAUAUCUCAGGACAAAAGUUAUUGAAGUUUCUGAACAGGUUUUGAAUUUGGUUUCACAAUUUCAAAAGAACAGCAAGCUUUAGGUAAUACUGCCAGGUCCAUUAGGCACAUUGGUGAAACUUUUGAAUAUUUCCAUAUUAACUGAAUUACUGUUUCUGUGAAUUUAUUUCAUGUAUGUGGUACAAUGGCUGUUUUUUUUUCCCAAACAGAUAGUAACUUCACAUCUACCAAAAAAAAAAUACACUUCAGAAAUGAAUAUGACAAAUUGUGUUUGUGAGGGUGGCUCAGAAAAAGUCUAUUGAAUACCAGCUAUGAAGCCACAGGGCUCCCAUCAGCCUUUAGCAAUUCAGUGUGGCAACGCCUCAGCAGUUCUUUUUAUAUCUUUUAACAACCUUGCACACUGUAAGUGUUCUGAGUCACUCAUGGUUGACUUACAUUCAUUGUUGGCCUUUGAUGAUGCUGUCCUGUGUUCAGAUUUCUAUACUUUUAUCACCUCAGUGACUGCUGCCUUUGAAAAAAUAGGUCAUUUAGUAUUAAAUACUGAGGCAGCUGCCUAUCAGGUUUUAACACUUAUUUUGAAGACAUGUUAACUCUUCACCUGGUCAAGAGGUAAAUUACAGCAAGCUGCCCCAUAUCCAGUAGUGCUGUAUGUGAAAUACGGACAUAGAAGAUUGCGCAUUUACAUAUGGUAUAUAAAAGUGCUACAGAUAAACAUAAUGGGGGAAAUUGCACAAUAUGUGGCUUAGCUACGAAGAGUUCAAACACUGUUGAUAAACGCAUUCGAAACCUUAUUAUUGUGUCCCUGGAGCUACCGUUUAAACUGCACAUAUUAACUUGUCUUUGUACUCAUUUCAAUUUGUUUUUACUGUAGUACACUUUACAUAAGACAGACUCAAGCAUUGCCCACAUUUACAAUACAGUUUCAUGGAUUUUUUUUCUUGUUCUGUAUGAAAAUAUAUACCUACAGUAUGUAUUUCCCAUUUAUUAGCACACAGCACUAUACACAAAUAAUACAUAAAAAAUUGCUUUCAAGAUUAAAAUACCAUGGUAUAUCCACAUACAAAAAUAAAGAUUUCUAUUGUUUUUUUUUUUAUAUAUAUAUGAAUUAGGUUGUUAAAGACCCAAAUAGUAUUACAUUGGAAAAAAAAAUGUAGAUAUAUUAAGCUAAGGGUUAGGGUCAGAAAGAACAGUGAAGACAAAAUAUCAGACUGAAGUAAGUCCUGUAAGAUUAGAAGGUCACAAAGCCAUUUGUAACUCUCUAUUGGAGACAUUAGAAUCAGUUCUGAACCUACCUGUAAAGAAAUGUUUGGAUCUUAGAAUUAUUUGAUUGUUGAAACAGUAUUUUGAAUUAUCUAAAUAGUACUAAUAGAGUGAUUUUAACAGCCUGACAAAUCUUUUCUAUAUCCUACUUGUAUUAAAAGUAGUAACAAUUUUGCAGUACUACAUUGCUAAGUUGUAGAAAGGUUGUCUUACUAUGGAAAUGUAACAAAGUUUCCUAAAGUCAAAGGAAAGAGCAAAAUUUCAUAUGAAUUCAUCCAGUUCAAGGAAUUUGAAUUAAAAGUUAUUUGUAUUAUCUUGCUUUUAACUGAAAGAACUGUUUCUUUCAGACGAAUAAUUUCUACUUGUCACCAUAUUAAAAUAGUUAAUAAACAAUAUAUUAUUUUGAUAUAUAUGGUAGAGUGUUAUUGACAUGAGAUAUCAAAUCAAUAAUAUGUUUCAAAAUAAUUUAUCCUAAUGGUGACAUACAGUAUAAAGAGGAAAAUUAAGCUUUGAUCCCAGUAGUGAACAGUGUAAUAUACCUACUACUACAGAGAGAAAUUAGUGAGUAGUCUUAUGAAAUUACUGCAUAUUUUGAAAACUUUUAUCAGUAUGAAGUAAAACAGUGCCUGAAAGUCCAACUAAAUUCUCAAACCUGUAUAAUAAAAUUCUGUCCUUCAGUCAAAAGGAUGAAGAGCUGUGUCAUUUUCUGUGUUUCAGUAUAUUAGAAUAUAAUUUACAACAUGACUUAGUGUUUCUUCUGUAAAUGCUAUACUAAAACAUCUCCUAAAGGUUGUUUAUAUAAGACAAGACUAGAGUUGUGUGGCAACAGGGUUUUUUUUUUAUAAUAAGACUUUAAAAAUAAUUGCUGGGUUUGAAACUGAUUUAUAAUCUGUAAUAAUUCAGAUCUAAAUCUGAUUUCUUUAAUAGCAUCUAACAUUGGCCACCUUGAAGCAACAAGGGAAGAUGCACUUCAUUUAUGGUAUAUUCAUUAGGUUCAGUGUGGGAUGUGUAUCUACAGUAGAGUUUCUGUUACAAAAUCACUCUAAGAAGCAAGUGGUAGAUUUCAUUUUAAAAAUCAACUGUAGAAUUUCUUAGUCUUUCUCUUAGUUGUAUAUUCAAGAUUGACAUGUUGUGAUUCAGUAGUCCUAGAGUUGGAAACUCAUUACUCAAUGUAAAGUUUUACUUAUUAAUGGUUACUGUUAAAGAAAUCCAUAAACUAUAAUUAUUAUCAUAUAAUUGACAGCUGUUCAAGUAUAACAGCAUACCACCAUGAUGUCAGUUGCCACACAGUACACAUCUUACCUAGUCACAUGUAAUAUUGUAAAACCAAAAUGACAGCAACCAUGAGAAUGUGGGAAAACAAAUGUAAUAAUAAUAACAGCAAAGUAAAUUACUGCCACAAUGUAAAGUGAAGAGGGAGACUUCAGGUUUAGUAAGUUUAGCCUCGGUUUCAGAUAAUCUGGCAACAGAGAAACAAAACUUGUAAUUGGAAUUAAUUCUGCAGUGGUUGAGCUGCUAAUUAAAAGCUUUAGCUUCCUGUUUAAAAAUACAAUGUAACUGUUGUUUCCAGCUUGAAAAUGCUGCAUAGUCAUGGUUCUUAUACUUGAGAUCAGGCAAGGUUCAGAAUUUGCUAUGAACAUGCUCGUCAGACAAAUGCCGUCAAGCCCCUAAGGCCAUUUUCAGAGUAUGAACUAUCAGUUGAAUUUCACCUACAAGAUUCUUCAGUAUUCAUUUUAAUAUUGAUGCCCAUUCACCAAACCCAUUGUCUAGCUUUAAAAUGCUUUCCUACCAAAGAUGAUUGAUUUAUUGGUAGAGUCUGCAUGGUGUGUUGUGUGCUGGAGAUCACCUUUGAGCAGUUGUGAUUUGGAGGACUUUUAACUACUAUGUGUGCCAACAUACGAGGAAUUAGAGAAUCCUUAAAGUAGACUGACUAAAGUUUGAAAGUGUUUGAAAAUGCAAGUGUGCUUAUGAAAUUCCUGUUAGGUGGUGGCCUGAUAACAGAAAUUAGAGCUCUUAAAGGUAACUGUUUACAUAGUUUUUACCUCAAAUACUGUAUGAAGUCAAUUACCCUUAGCAGCAGAGGUUAUUGCUACUUAAUGAGGUUUUAACAGUUAACUAAAUUUAAGGACCCAAGUACACUUUCCAGCCUGGAUUAUGAAGGUUUAAACAAUGUAUUCAUUAUUGAGAAGAAAUACAAUUGAUUGUGUUUUACUAGUUAAAGCAGAUUGUGUUAGUCUAUUAUUGUGACAUGUUUUUGAGGAUCAGACCACAUUUUUAUGAGUAAUUCAUGUGACGAAAUCCAGGUAGUUCACAAACUUUUCUUGCAAAGGUAAAUAAUUUUAAAAAAUUAUCGUUGUCUUUGAUGAAUUCGAUUUUUGUGGCUAUUACUGUCCCAAAGCCCUAUUUACUGUGUAUUAGCAGACAGAUUUGAUAAAACAAGUAGAAAUUUAUGCAGUCUCCAAGUGUUUCUUUACAUCAUUUAGCUAAGAAGUAUUGCUUGGUUGUGCUAAAAAGUGAUGUUAAGAGUAUCUACUUUUAGACCAAAGUGUGGUAGUUGUGUCCUUCCAGUGUUCUCCACAUCAAUGGGUACAGCACUAAUGCACUGAAAGAGUGUAGUGUUUGCUAUAAUUUAUCGAUUAGUAAUUAUUAAAAUAUAUUAUGUAAACAUGUUUGACAGUUUCAGGAACUUAUAUGAACAAAGAUCAAUUUAAAUCAUGUAAUAUGUCAUUGGUGGUAAUUCAUUUUGCACCUUCCCUGAAAAGCAACUUAAAAAAAUUAUUAUAUCUGUGGCCUUCUUUCAAACUGACUAGAGAGCGGUGUAAACAAGUUCCAGACAUUUUAGCAGAAAAUUAGGUAAACUCAUAGUAGUUUUGACAGAACAAUCAUAUUAUACUUGAUUGAAGUGUGAGCUAAGCCCCUAAAGUGACUAGUUUUAACAGCAUAGCUCAAAAUUCAAUCUGCAGUUAUUGACUACCACAGUUUAAAUGUUGUAAUGUGUUUUUGAGUUCCUCAGGACCGUUGGAUAUAAAAAACAUGUUUAGAAGAUAGAUAAAUGGCAAUUUCCAGGUUUCUUUUUGACACUGUGUUCAUUUCAAACACAUUUAUGUCCAAUCACACAUGGCAUGCAGGAACAAUUUACCAACUUAUUUAACAAUUCUGUAGUUGACGAAAAACAGAUUUAAUGACAAGUUCAUUCAUUGUGAAAACUGUAGAGAUUUUGAACUGAGGCUACAAUUGUAAGAACUGUGAAACAAGAGCCUUGUAUAUUUGACAUUGUAGAUGCAUAAACAGUAGAAAGUAUGAUAUAUACUUAUGCCUUGGCUAAUUUUUAAUUUAUUAUUUACAACAAAAUGUAUUAUAAAAUAUUUUAAUAAAAUUUAAAAUGCUGUAAUUAUCAAUUUAUUGUAUUAAAAGUAUUUUUUCAUUUUCUCUUAUGAGAAUGUUGCAUUGGUAUUUUGAGUUUUAACUAUAUCAUUCAAAGAAUUUACAGCAUUUAACACUAUCAUUUUAGCAGUCCACCAGUUUAAAAACUUAAGAUUUUGUUUUGUUGCAUUGAUUAAUCUUUUAUCACAUUGUUAAUGCAAUACAGAUGUAAAGUUUCAUGUUCCAUUUAAUGAGCAAAAAUUUGUAACGGAGCAUUUUCUGUUUUUAUUUACUACUGAGAGGCCUGAAAAGCACCUUAUUCUAACCAUAGAUAUCUAAUUGCUGGUGAUAUUAUUGUAAUUUAAGAAAAAGCUUUAGUAAUUUUCUCAUUUUGCAAUGUCUGAAAAUAUUUUAUUAUUAUCAUUUUAUAUUAGACUUUUUAGAAGCAACAUACAUAGACAUACAAAAAUAUUUAAUUAUACUGUACUUGUUUGAUUGCAUAAACACAAAAACAGUAUAUACUUUACAGUAAUAGAAGAUAUUAAGCUAAUGCAGGAAUGGAUGUACAGUAUAUUAACCAAUGAAGUUGACUAGACAAAAGAUAAAAUCUUUAAUUCAUACUGUCUGCAAU